UUUGAGAGACGCGGAGUAGGUGAACGAAUGGUCUCCGCAUGUGUGGUUCCCACCGUGAAGCAUGGAUGAACAGGUGUGAUGGUUGUUACCAACAAGUGAGGUCUCAAACUAAAAGGAGCUACCACUGUACUGUACAAGGGGCCUGCGCUUCUUCUAGGACAACAAGUUUGAGGAGGUGGAGAAGGGAGACACGGUAUUCUGUCUGGCCUGCAGGAUGGAUGUCGAAGGGCAAGAUUGAGGACACUGGAGGCAGCGGCGGCUCCUACUCCAUCAAGACCCAGUUCAACUCAGAGGAGCAGUGGACCAAGGCGCUCAAGUUCAUGUUGACCAACCUCAAGUGGGGCCUGGCAUGGGUGUCGUCUCAGUUUUACAACCGAUAGAGGAGGAAGAUGAGGAAUCACCCUGGGUGUGCCCUUUGACCCUUCUAAAACCACCAUUUCGUCACAAUGUGUGACUCUCUAAAGUUCUUCUUCUACGAUGCUCUCCUUGCUUCCCUGUGAUGUUUUGAGAGGGUGGGGAGAAGACUGGAGGAAGGACUUUUGAGAUUCACCGCAGGUGUGAGUUCCAAUCCAGUACGUCAUGUUUCCUUGUUUGAUUUCCACAUUGACCAUAUGAAAGGACAAAAUAAAAACUGUUAAAUUGUUCACAUUCAA
Oncorhynchus tshawytscha (Chinook salmon) is the source of this 653-nucleotide messenger RNA. RefSeq names its product beclin-1-like. The coding region runs from base 39 to 380 and encodes 113 amino acids. The transcript is spliced from 3 exons. Gene Ontology annotation, biological process: cellular response to nitrogen starvation; autophagy; autophagosome assembly. NCBI's taxonomy places the organism in Eukaryota, Metazoa, Chordata, Actinopteri, Salmoniformes, Salmonidae. The record is from RefSeq and is a predicted model, not a curated record. Gene Ontology annotation, cellular component: phagophore assembly site; phosphatidylinositol 3-kinase complex, class III, type I; phosphatidylinositol 3-kinase complex, class III, type II.